Elephantulus edwardii (Cape elephant shrew) is the source of this 2338-nucleotide messenger RNA. It is a transcript of the gene ZNF143, whose product is annotated as zinc finger protein 143. The record is from RefSeq and is a predicted model, not a curated record. The transcript has 15 exons. Gene Ontology annotation, molecular function: DNA-binding transcription factor activity, RNA polymerase II-specific; RNA polymerase II cis-regulatory region sequence-specific DNA binding. Lineage: Eukaryota; Metazoa; Chordata; Mammalia; Macroscelidea; Macroscelididae. Gene Ontology annotation, cellular component: nucleus. Gene Ontology annotation, biological process: central nervous system development; regulation of transcription by RNA polymerase II. The coding region runs from base 1 to 1917 and encodes 638 amino acids.
AUGUUGUUAGCCCAAAUAAAUCGAGAUUCUCAGGGAAUGACAGAGUUUCCUGGUGGAGGAAUGGAAGCUCAGCAUGUCACUCUGUGCCUCACGGAAGCAGUAACCGUGGCAGAUGGUGACAAUUUAGAAAAUAUGGAAGGUGUGAGCUUGCAAGCAGUAACACUUGCAGAUGGUUCUACUGCUUACAUACAACACAAUUCUAAAGAUGGAAAACUCAUAGAUGGCCAAGUCAUUCAGUUGGAAGACGGUUCUGCUGCCUAUGUUCAGCAUGUCCCCAUACCAAAAAGUACAGGGGACAGUUUGCGUCUAGAGGAUGGUCAAGCAGUGCAGUUAGAAGAUGGGACUACAGCAUUUAUUCACCAUGCCUCCAAAGAUAGUUAUGACCAGAGCGCAUUACAAGCAGUUCAGCUGGAAGAUGGCACCACAGCUUACAUCCACCAUGCAGUGCAAGUCCCCCAGUCUGACACAAUCUUGGCAAUUCAGGCUGAUGGGACAGUGGCAGGUCUGCACACUGGGGAUGCGACCAUUGACCCUGACACCAUCAGUGCUUUGGAACAGUAUGCAGCAAAGGUUUCCAUUGAAGGAAGUGAAAGUGUAACAAGCACAGGAAUGAUAGGAGAAAAUGAGCAGGAGAAAAAAAUGCAGAUUGUCUUACAGGGACAUGCAACAAGAGUAACUGCUAAGUCUCAACAGAGUGGAGAGAAAGCAUUUCGAUGUGAAUAUGAUGGUUGUGGAAAAUUAUAUACAACAGCUCAUCAUCUUAAGGUUCAUGAGAGGUCACACACAGGGGACCGGCCCUAUCAGUGUGAGCAUUCUGGCUGUGGGAAAGCAUUUGCCACAGGUUAUGGACUAAAAAGUCAUUUCAGAACUCACACAGGAGAAAAGCCAUAUCGGUGUUCAGAAGAUAAUUGUACUAAAUCUUUCAAAACUUCAGGAGAUCUCCAGAAACAUAUCAGAACUCAUACAGGAGAAAGGCCCUUUAAAUGUCACUUUGAAGGCUGUGGUCGAUCCUUUACAACGUCAAAUAUCAGAAAAGUACAUAUUAGGACACAUACAGGAGAAAGACCUUACUACUGCACAGAACCUGGAUGUGGGAGAGCAUUUGCCAGUGCAACCAAUUAUAAAAAUCAUGUGCGGAUACACACAGGGGAAAAGCCAUAUGUUUGCACAGUCCCUGGAUGUGACAAAAGGUUUACAGAAUAUUCCAGUUUAUACAAACACCACGUUGUUCACACUCACUCCAAACCAUACAACUGCAACCACUGUGGAAAGACAUAUAAACAGAUCUCCACACUGGCGAUGCACAAACGGACCGCCCACAACGACACGGAGCCCAUUGAGGAGGAGCAGGAAGCCUUCUUUGAGCCUCCCCCAGGUCAAGGUGAAGAUGUUCUUAAAGGGCCCCAGAUCACAUAUGUUACAGGUGUAGAAGGAGAGGAUGUUGUGUCUGCACAAGUAGCCACAGUAACCCAGUCUGGGUUGAGUCAGCAAGUUACACUCAUAUCCCAGGAUGGGACACAGCAUGUCAAUAUAUCUCAAGCUGACAUGCAAGCCAUUGGCAAUACUAUUACUAUGGUAACGCAAGAUGGCACGCCCAUCACAGUCCCUGCUCAUGACGCAGUUAUCUCUUCAGCAGGAACACACUCUGUUGCCAUGGUUACCGCUGAGGGUACGGAAGGCCAGCAGGUUGCAAUUGUGGCUCAGGAUUUAGCAGCAUUCCAUACUGCCUCAUCAGAAAUAGGACACCAGCAGCAUAGCCAUCACCUAGUAACCACAGAAACCAGACCUCUGACCCUAGUGGCGACAUCCAAUGGCACCCAGAUUGCAGUACAGCUUGGAGAACAGCCAUCUUUGGAAGAAGCCAUCAGAAUAGCAUCCAGGAUCCAACAGGGAGAAACGCCAGGGUUGGAUGAUUAAUCCUCAGAACAAAAGAGCAAUAAAGCAGGAGGAGUCUUUCGUCUUCUGGCAGCAGAGAUCCACGAUGCCCGGCCCCGGAAAAUUAGAAUUUUUCCAUUCCCUGAUGUACUGUACACAUUUUUACACAAGAAUGGAGAACAUUUUACUCUCCACACUUUUGUGUAUAUAACUCUUUGAAUAGAUUCCCAAAUGGAAUGUGUAUGGGAAGUAUGAAAUUAGGGCACUGCAGUAAAUUUUCAUGUUACUCUUCUAUCAGCUUACAAACUCCUGGAGUCUACAUGUAAGACCACUGCAGUUUUAUGGAGUAUUAUGAUGGAUUUUUAACUUAACUGUGAAAUGUCAAGGGUUCUAUACAUCAAACAAUCAUAAUUCCAAAAGCCAUCAUGGAUAAUAAAGAAUGUAAAGCCUUCAGAUAUUUCCC